AUGCUAAACAGUGGUGUAAUUUCUGAGAGUUCUAGCCCUUGGGCUGCCCCAGUCGUGCUGGUCAGGAAAAAGGAUGGAAAUUGGCGAUUUUGUGUAGAUUACAGAAAAUUGAAUUCUGUCACUCUUAAGGAUGCUUUUCCCAUGCCCAGGAUUGAAGAGACCUUGACUACCUUAACCCAAGCACAGUGGUUUAGCACUCUUGACCUGGCUAGUGGCUAUUGGCAGGUGGGUGUACAUCCAGAUGAUCAACCAAAGACUGCAUUUGCUACACCAUUAGGAUUAUUCCAGUUCCGUAGGAUGCCUUUUGGAUUGUGCAACGCGCCAGCUACUUUCCAGAGACUAAUGCAGUAUUGCCUGAGAGGCCAAGUAGCUGAAUUUCUGUUUGUUUAUUUAGAUGAUAUAAUUGUGUAUUCCGCGGACUUCUCUCUGCAUUUACAGCACCUGGAACAAGUGUUUGAACGCCUCAGUUGGUAUGGAUUGAAGCUGAGGCCAGACAAGUGCAACCUGCUCCAGAAGCAAGUUAAGUUCCUGGGACAUGUGGUGGAUGGGUGCGGUGUACGUCCCGACCCGGAGAAAAUUGCUGCUGUCCAAGAGUGGGCUGUUCCUACAACCAUCAAGGAGGUGAGGGCAUUUUUGGGACUUGCUGGCUAUUAUAGACGCUUCAUUGAUGGGUUUGCUAAGCUGGCACGGCCGUUGAAUUCACUGUUGACUGCUAAGCUGGGGGCCACUGAGCAAUGGUGGGUAGCCCAAUUGGCCAGCUUUGAUUUUGAGGUGAAGUACCGGGCGGGUCGUGAAAAUGGAAAUGCUGACGCACUAUCUAGAUUCCCUUGUGUCAAGGUUCCCCCAAGUGUGGGGGUGAUGGCAGCUGAACUGCAGGAGGCCUCUGGCGAAACAGAGAUGCCCGUGGAAGCUGUGGACUGGCAGCAUGCCCAGGAGCAGGAUGAUGGUGUGCGUAUCUUGAAAUGGUAUGUAGAACAAGGAGUUUUCCCCACGGCUGCUGAGAGGAAGGCUCUGCCAAGAGUGUCACAACAGUUGCUCCACCAGAGACAAAAGUUGCAAAGUAAGGAUGGACUCUUGUACAGGAUUGUUAUUGACCCCUUCACUAAUGAGCCCUAUUCCCAGAUUGUCUGCCCAGUACGGUGGUGGAAAGAGGUUUGGUUGCGGUACCAUGAGGCUGCUUCGCAUAAGGCGGCACUUCUAUUGGCCCCAAAUGGAGGAAGAGUGAAUGAAAUGGAGGUGGUGGUGUGGCUGUGUUUCGCUCCUCUGCUCUGGUUUCUUGGUAAAUGCCACGGGCAAACUCAGUUCAUUUACAAGGAUAGUUAUGAAUCAGAGAUUUCCUGUGAAGGAAACAAAUGGAAAGUGAGCACAAAGAGUAACAAGAUUGACCCGAAGCGCCUGGUACAGUGUGACCGCAUCCGGAUUGACCUUGAUGUUGAUGAUAACCUGGAAUUUUGCAGUAAUAAACCUCCACAGUCAAAGUGUGUUUGUAUUCUAGUAGUAAAGAGUGGAUUUGUUGCCUGUGUUAAAUCUCUGGAUUCUGGACUCCUUUUUCCAUUCAAACCGUCUCCCAACGUCGUCUCUUCCUACAUAGUCGCUGCUCCAAACCCACUCAUAACAUCCACACCUGAGGAAACAUCUUCACUGACAGUACCUGAAGGUGGAUCAGUGAGUUUAAACUGUAGUUUCACCUUCAGACAAGAAUAUAAUGGGGUGCCAUUCGUUGUUUACUGGAUUAAGACUGUUGGAAAGAGCAGCACCUGUGUGUAUUCUUACGAUUAUUCCAAGCAUCGUUCACCUCAGUACGGUCACCACUGCGCUGUGCAAAAAGAUCUGCUUAACAGACUCUCAAACCAAACCAAAGGACAGAACAGUCACAACAUCAGGAUCAGUGAAGUGAUGGAGUCAGACAGCGGUCAGUACCUCUGUGCUGUACAAGUGGACCCAAUUAAUAAAAACACUGCUAAAGGAAACUGGAAGGUGAUAAAAAGAGUUACAGUCAGAGUCCACAAAGACAAGAGACCACAGCCAACCAGGACCACCGUGACUCAGACAACUACUGAGGAGACAACAAAGAAAACUACUGAGAAAACAACAAAGAAAGCUACUGAGAACGGUAGUGGUGUUCACCCUCUCAUGCCUCUGUUUACUUCAUGGCCCAUAUGUUUGUGUCUUCUGCUUUCUGUUUGGAUCGCAUUCGCACUCAUAAGGAAAAAGGCCAGCACUGCACGAGGUGACCCUCCAGAUCUCAGGCUGUGCCGUUACAAAGCCUCCAAAGUGGAGAAGCAGCUCCUGAUACUGAUGGUUCUCCGUAUGCUGUGGGACGUGGUGAGGAUCCAUGAGGAAUUCUACCAAGAAGAUCCAGACCAUGAAGAAUCCACAACAUCUGUUGAUCUUCAUGCAGCUGCCAGGCUGAAUGAUGGAUCUGGAGCAUCAGAGGACACCAAACAUAUUCAUGAUGAAGAUUAUCUGCUGUUUUUAAAGGGGUGAAUUGUGACAACAGUGUUCAUGUAUAUUAAAUAGUCACACCUUUUGAUGAGGAAUCAUCAAGAAAUGUUCAGGAAUGUUCACUAAUCCGUUUUCUGUAAAGCUGCUUUGUGACAAUUCCGGCUGUAAAAAGCGUUAUAUAAAUAAACUUUGACUUGA
Messenger RNA from Pygocentrus nattereri (red-bellied piranha), 2643 nucleotides. RefSeq lists its product as uncharacterized. The record is from RefSeq and is a predicted model, not a curated record. The transcript is spliced from 9 exons. The coding region runs from base 1 to 2487 and encodes 828 amino acids. NCBI's taxonomy places the organism in Eukaryota, Metazoa, Chordata, Actinopteri, Characiformes, Serrasalmidae.